Mycotypha africana is the source of this 432-nucleotide messenger RNA. RefSeq lists its product as uncharacterized. The record is from RefSeq and is a predicted model, not a curated record. Bases 1 to 432 code for a protein of 143 amino acids. The transcript is spliced from 3 exons. NCBI's taxonomy places the organism in Eukaryota, Fungi, Mucoromycota, Mucoromycetes, Mucorales, Mycotyphaceae.
AUGAUUGAUACAGGCGUUUUAUUCUGCAAUGGGAACAUAUUCUAUCGGCCUAGAUGGAUAAAAACCACAUUAUCAUUUGGAAAAUGCAACGCCUUUCCUGGAUUCAGUGAUUACAAUCUGUCUUGGUUCAAUCGUCACGUCACAGGGUUUGUUAUUUCUGAUGUUGUAUGGAUGACAUGCAUUUCCGUUGGGUCAGACCACCAAUGUAUUGUGUAUGUGAUGUGCGUCUUUAUUAUCAUCAUAACUGUCAGUCUGUCUGAGGAGCUCAUAUUUGAUAUAUCAAUGAACCUCCUCAAGCUCAGAUCAAACAAGACAGCCAUUACAUUGAUAAAACAGAACGCUCAUAGAAUAUGGGUUGGCAUUCGACCAAAGACGACUAAAGUUAUAUAUUUGGAAGCAGAGCGUCGUAAGAAGAGCAAAAAAUCACCUUAA